Myxocyprinus asiaticus (Chinese sucker) is the source of this 4944-nucleotide messenger RNA. RefSeq names its product TLE family member 2, transcriptional corepressor c (gene tle2c). Lineage: Eukaryota; Metazoa; Chordata; Actinopteri; Cypriniformes; Catostomidae. Gene Ontology annotation, biological process: negative regulation of canonical Wnt signaling pathway; regulation of DNA-templated transcription. Gene Ontology annotation, cellular component: nucleus; transcription regulator complex. The coding region runs from base 328 to 1380 and encodes 350 amino acids. Gene Ontology annotation, molecular function: protein binding; transcription corepressor activity. The transcript has 14 exons. The record is from RefSeq and is a predicted model, not a curated record.
UCCCAAUGCGAUCGUGUGCGCGCGGGUCAGCGCUGUUUAUGCUCCUCUGAUCUCCGACGCGCGCUCCAUGUGCACGCGCGCAGAACAGGAUGAUCUUGUUACAUUGUAGCUCGGCGUAACUGUGCGUCAUAAAGAAAAAAAUCGUUUGAUCCAGGCUAAUAGUGCGUUUUUGAACUUUCUAAUCGAAUACAUUCGAAUUCUUUUGGACCUUGAAAACGGUUGGAGCGCGCAAAGCGGAGGAAAGAGAUCUGGAUUUACGCAGCGCACGCGGGUUUCGGUGUCGGAUGGUGAUUCCGGAUUCGGUCUUGACCAUCGAGAGCCCCGUGGAUGACCUCCAAAAUCAUGUAUCCGCAUGGAAGACCUCAGGCUCCGCUGGUUUCUGGCCACGCCGGCGUGAAAUUUACAGUGCUGGAAACUCUGGACCACAUAAAAGAAGAAUUCCAGCUCUUCCAGGCCCAAUACCACAGUCUAAAGUUGGAAUGUGAGAAAUUGGCGAGUGAGAAAACAGAGAUGCACAGGCAUUAUGUCAUGUAUUAUGAAAUGUCUUACGGAUUGAACAUUGAAAUGCAGAAACAGGCAGAGAUUGUAAAGCGGCUUAGUGCUAUAUGCUCUCAGAUCAUUCCACUGCUGUCCCAAGAGCAUCAGCACCAAGUCGCCCAAGCAGUCGAGCGAUCGAAACAUGUGAGCAUAGCAGAACUCAACGCCAUUAUUGGGCAGUUCCAGCAUCUCUCCCAUCACGCAUCAGGUUAUCCUCUGACACCACACCCCUCAGGACUGACGCUGGGAGUGGGUUCAAGCCUCAUGGCUCUACCUGGAGCCUUUCCGUUCUCCCCUCACCUGGUCCCUAAAGAUGACCUCACUCACCUAGAGCUUGUGGACUCCAGAGAUGGAGCCCCAAACAGGAGUGGUAGCGGCUCUCCAGUGGGCCAUCGGUCUUCAGGGCUGCGACUCGGUCUUCCUCCUACCCCGUCCUCCUCCUCUCACGCUGAGACAGACAGUAAGAGGAGCACCACAGAUCAGAAGGGCACAGGACGAACACAACAGGAGGGUGGCAGUAAAAAGGAAGACGCUCUGAGAAGAGAUGGUACUAAAGAGAAAAGUGCGUCACCCACAGGAGUCUCUCCGAGGUCUGCUGAUGGAAACGGACUGAGCAGCUCUCCGGUUCUCUGGAAAAAUCCAUCCAGAGAAGGCCCCUCCUCCUCAUCCUCCCCUCGCUCACAGCAGCGCUCGCCCGGACUCUGCAAGAGCCCCACACAGGAGAAAGCGAGAUCUCCCUCUCCAUCAGCAUCUCAUGAAUCUCUCUCUCCUGGCUCGCCACCGCCUCCCCCUCGCCCCCUCUCCUCCUCUUCCCGCGGCCCGUCUCCCGCUCUCAAACACUAGGACCCACUCCUGUCUAUGGAGUGAGACUAGUGAAAGACAGCCGCUACCCCUCCCCAGCCUGCCCUUCCCAGAACACACGGGGCCGGUCCCAGAUUGUGCCGGGUCAGCCCCAGAAUGCAGGAGUCUGGGCAUCAGGUGCCUUGUCAGUAGCCCAUCAUCCAUCCUCGUGGCCCUUUGAGCCGAACUCUGAGCAAACUGCACCUGUGUUCCCACAAAAAGGGAGUAAUCAGCCAAUCAGCUGUCUGACAGCUUUGUCAGCAAAUUAGAAAGCAAGCUGAAUAUUCUGUGUGACAAAUGGAGGCGAGAACUGUUUCUUCCUAUCAUCUCCCACACAGAAAUGGACUGAAAUGAUUUUACUGCCAAUUUUAAAGAUUCUAAAGUCAAAAAGAGUUCAAGAACAAGACACGGAAACUUCUAGACACAUGCACAUUAAAGUUGUUCUUGUUAUACUACGGUUUUCACACACAAGAGCUUUUUACUGUUUCAAAAGGCUCAAGCACCCUUGAGUUACUUGUUACCCCUCACUGAAACUGACCCUUGAACAGAUGUGUAAUUUUGUUUGCAUAGUAUUAAUUUACAGCAUUUAAAGACAAAUAAUGCUCUGAUGUAUACCUGCUUUUGCUUGUAAAAACUGGCUUCUUUGGUUGAUACACAAAUCCACAUUAUGACGCUUCCAAUAGAACCUUGUGCUGCUACUCGGUACUGGCGGAGCAAUGCGGUAGGAGUGAUGUGUUUUUCGAAAACAUUUAUGGCUAAAAAGGGCGUUUUAGGUUCGACACGAAGGCAGAGUGAAUACUGUAUCUUCACAACGUAGCAUGACUUCUAUAGCCUGUCUCUUAAAAUAAACACAAUUUUUCAUUAUAACGUUAUUUUUCUUAGUAAAUUCGUUAAGUGCCAUCCUUCCGCUAAAAGAUAUAGUUCCUGAUAUGUGUACAACCGUUAGUGCUGCGCAGUGAUAUCAGUACACAGUCGCUGAGUGAGAAGGUGUUUGGUUAUUAUUACGUAUUUAAGCACGGCAUCCAGAACACUUUUGUAUUUUGAUUUGUUGAAUAAAAAUAGUAUGUGGCGUAAAACUAAGUGUUUCAGGCUUUGCAGCAUUUUGAAGGACAGGCAAUGAACUCUACAUGUACAGUUGGUUUCACCACUAGAUGGCAACAGAUGAUCAAAACAUAAAUCAGUUAAUCAGAAUAUUCUGUUCUUUAUUGCUGUUGUUUGCUCCAUGUGAAACUGAUUAUGGUAUAUUCUUUAUCUCCAGUCCAGAUAAGUAUAAUGGACUGACCGUUUAUUUACUAACUUUUUCACAAUGCCGAAAUUCCAUUAACAUAAAUCAUAAGUCAGAUUGCAAUAUUGCCAAUGCACAAUAGUGAAACCUGCUCAGUUGACAUCAAUCACUGAUAAACUAAUUUUAUCCAUGUUGUGCAAUCAUCUGGCUGGAGAGGCCAAACUGUUUUAUCUGGCUGAUGUAAGACAGAUUCUUUUGAAAUAUCGCCGGUCAAACAUUGUUCAUUUAGCCCAAAAUGCUUUUUGGUAAGCAUUCAAACACAUCCUUGUAAAUCCUGAUUUUGUCUGUUUUUGUGUAUUUUUUUCAUACUAAAUUGUUUUAGAUCUUCAAACGAGAUAUAAUAUAAAACAAAGGCAGUCUGAGUAAACACAAAAUAUAGUUUUCAAAUAUAUAUUUUUUUAAUUGAAGCAAAAAAGUUUUCCAACACCUAUAUCACCCAUGUGAAAAACUAACUGCCCCCCUAAACUUAAUAACUGGUUUUGCCACCUUUAGCAGCAACAACUGCAACCAAACGCUUCCGAUAACUGAGAUCAGUCUUUCACAACGCUGUGGUGGAAUUUUGACACACUCGUCUUUGCAGAACUGCUUUAGUUCAGCCACACUGGAGGGUUUUCGAGCAUGAACUGCCUGUUUAAGGUCCUACCACAACAUCUCGAUGGGGUUCAAGUCAGGACUUUGAUUAGGCCACUCCAAAACUUUAAUUUAGCUUCUUUUGAGCCAUUCAGAGGUGGACUUGCUGCUAUGCUUUGGAUCAUUGUCUUGCUGCAUAAUCCAGUUGCGCUUGAGCUUCAACUCACGGACUGAUGACCAGACGUUCUCCUUUAGGAUUUUCUGGUAGAGAGCAGAAUUCAUGUUUCCCUCCAUUAUUUCAUAUCGCCCUGGCCCUGAAGCAACAAAGCAUCCCUACACCAUCACACUACCACCACCAUGCUUGACCGUAGGUAUGAUGUUCUUUUUGUGGAAUUCUGUGUUUGAUUUACGGCAGAUGUAAUGGGACCCCUGUCUUCCAAACAGUUCCACUUUCGACUCAGUCCACUGAACUUUCUCCCAAAAGGUUUGAGGAUCAUCAAGGUGUGCUUUGGCAAAAUUCAGAUGAGCCUUAAUGUUCUUCUGGGUUAGCAGUGGUUUCCGCCUCACUGCUCUUCCAUGGAUGUUAUUUUUAGCCAAUGUCUUUCUGAUAGUGGAGUCAUGAACAAUGGCCUUUUGUUGAUGUGAGAGAGGCCAUCAGUUUCUUAUAUGUUGCCCUUGGCUUUAUUGUGACUUCCUAGAUGAGUCAUCGCUGUGCUCUUGGAGGAAUUUUGGAAGGUCGGCCACUUCUGGGAAGGUUGACAACUGUGGCAAGUUUUCUCCAUUUGGAGAUAAUGGCUCUCAUUGUGGUUCUCUGGAGUCCCAGAGCCUUUGAAAUAUCUCUGUAACCCUUCCCAGACUUAUGUAUUUCAAUCACCUUUUCCCCCUCAUAAUUUCUGGAAUUUCUUUUGACCUUGGCAUAGUGUGCUACUGGGUGAGACCUUUUAGCCAGCUUCAUGCUGCUGAAAAAGUUUAGGUGCUGAUUUGAUUGAACAGGGCUGGCAGUAUUCAGACCUGGGUGUGUCUAGUCCAGCUGAACCCCAUUAUGAAUGCAGUUUCAUAGAUUUGGAGAUUUAGUAACUAAGGGGGCAAAUAUUUUUCCACACAGGCCCAGUUGGUAUUGGAUAACUUUUUUGCUUCAAUAAACAACUUUUAUAAUUUAAAAACUGAAUUUUGUGUUUACUCUAAUUGCCUUUAUGUUAGUUUUUGUUUGAAAUUUUGAAACAAUUUAGUAUGAGAUAUACACAAAAACAGAAGAAAUCAGGAUGGGGGCAAAUACUUUCAGUGAUUCAGUAAUCACAUUCAGGGGCGGACUGGCAAUAGAGAGAACUGGGACUUUUCCCAGUAGGCUGACCGCAAAACGGGACCGAAAUGGGCCCGAUUUUGAUUUCAAAUCCAGGACCAAUUUCUCUUCCCAGACCGCCUCUGACCAUAUAAAAAACCAUGAAAUCUUUUGUCACUAACAACCAGCAAAACUUUGUGUAAAAACAUCUUUUUUUUUUUUGCACUUGUUUGCAUACGGUUUUCAAUACUAUUAAACUUCAGUUCAAAACCUCACACAAAACUACAUUUCACUGAAUUUGCUAUAUUUAUAUUAUAGCAGUAUACUGAAAUAUAUCCACAAUCAAGAUAAAUAAAUAAAUAAUAAAAGUAUUGGUUUACAUAUGUACAAAGUCAAGCAUACCUUAAGCCAAAAUUAAACAUCUUGGAAUGAU